Messenger RNA from Episyrphus balteatus (marmalade hoverfly), 750 nucleotides. RefSeq lists its product as uncharacterized. Bases 107 to 727 code for a protein of 206 amino acids. The record is from RefSeq and is a predicted model, not a curated record. NCBI's taxonomy places the organism in Eukaryota, Metazoa, Arthropoda, Insecta, Diptera, Syrphidae. The transcript is spliced from 3 exons.
AAUCAGCUGUUAAAUGAAUUGUCAUGCGUGUUGUAUUCUUCAUUUGUUUGUUUUUAAUUUUUGGAAGUGAACAAAAAUUAUUUUGGACAAAAAUAGUUGAAUAAACAUGAGUUCGACUCCCCCGAAAGUGGACACAAGUUUAACAACCCUAACACCUGUAAGAUUUCUCGACAGUCCCAGGCCAAAGUUGCAAAAUGACCAAUUGUUAACUUGCAAAACGCGCCUCGAUACAAUCACCAAGACUUUGUUGGAUAAUUUCGCCAAAUGGCAAAUAGCACAAAAACGUGGCCAAUCUUUGUGCAAUUCAAUUGAAGCAAUUAAAACAAAAUGUCUCGAAAGCAAAUCCCCAGGAGAUUCUUUAUAUCCUGAAGAACUGCAACCAUUUUGCGAUAAGCUAGCUAUUAUUUUCAGUGUGUUUGAAGAUAUUUUAAAGAAUACAAAAGAAGCUUUAAGACAACUCAAUGCUUUAGCCAAACUUCAAGGAACCAGUUCGGAGAUAUUUUAUAGGACAUGGUUUAUAGAAGAUUUCAUAAAUUUUGCAAAAACCAUUGUCGAACGAUAUCAAGCUGAAUGUGAUGUUAAGAGAUUUGUAACAGAGGAACUUGCUCACUGCCAACAGAGAUCUGACUUAAUUCGUGUAUCCAGUUUAUGGGAGUAUCCAUGUCAUGUUGAUGAAAAUGUGAAAUUAUUGUUCUUGUUUUUAGCUGAGGAAUUAAAAGUAAAAUAAAAGUUUAUACGUUUUUCAAUAAA